Molecule: messenger RNA, 849 nt
Organism: Ipomoea triloba (trilobed morning glory)
Lineage: Eukaryota; Viridiplantae; Streptophyta; Magnoliopsida; Solanales; Convolvulaceae
Product: protein FAR1-RELATED SEQUENCE 5-like
Exons: 1
Coding region: 1-849 (282 amino acids)
Biological process (GO): regulation of DNA-templated transcription
Molecular function (GO): zinc ion binding
Source: RefSeq, a predicted model, not a curated record
AUGGAAUCAGAUUAUGGAGAAUAUGGGUUGGGUGAUAAUGGUUGGUUUCGUUAUUUGUUUGAGUCCCGUACAUUUUUGGCAUCUCCAUACUUUCAUGAUGAGUUUAUGGCGGGUUUGGUUAGGACCACAUCUAGAUCGGAGUCUCAAAAUAGUUUCUUUGGUAGCUUCUCUAAUGGACAUUCUAGCUUUGUUGAAUUUUUGGUGCAUUUUGAUAGUGAUAUUGGUGCACAGCAGCAUGCCCAAGCAAAACUAAAUGCUGAUUGUGAAGCUUGUUUUCCCGUGUUAAAGACACCAUUGGCGUUGGAGCGGCAUGUCAUGGGUGUUUACACAAUUUCUGUGUUUUAUGAUGUUCAAGAGGAGAUUUGUGCAGCUUGUUUUUCUUGUCAAGUGGUAUCUUUGAGUGAUUCUGAUGGUUGCGUGUCUUACGUGAUAAAAGAUGGUGACCAUCGAGCAUGGGCUGUCAAUUUAGUUUUGGAUGAUAAUUGUGCAAGGUGUUAUUGCAAGAUGUUUGAGAAGAUGGGUUUGUUGUGUAAGCAUAUCUUUUUUGUUUUUAAAGAUCGUGGUCUUGAGAGUAUUCCUUCUAGGUGUUUGGUGCAUCGGUGGACAAAGGGUGCAUGUUUGCACCCAAUAUUUGAUAUUGAUGGUAUAGUUGUUGAUCAAUCUGCGAAAGUGGAGAACGUUAGGCUGCUUACUAAUCUUAUGUGGUCUGAUAUUUAUGCUUGUGUGGGGUUAGCUGAUGGUAUGAUUGAUCAUUUGUCACAAAUACGAAGCGUUAUUAAUGAUCAAAGGAAAUUAUUUCUUCAAGAUGGGAGUGAUAAUGGCAGUAGCGUGGUUGUUGGUAGCAAGUAA